AUGGAUAAAAAAAAAUACCUGCAUUGGGUGGUACUCGCCCUUUCUUGCUUGAUGGUGUUUGGAAACUAUUACUGCUACGAUCUUCCAUCGGCGCUUAAUAUUCCCAUGUACAACUAUCUCAACAUCGACUAUAUCACCUAUCAAUUCCAACUCAAUCUUCUCUAUUCAGUAUACUCUUUCCCAAACAUCAUCUUGCCAUUGUUUGCUGGCGUGUUGGUCGACAAAUACCCAACCUCGUACAUGGUCAUUGUAUUCUCGUUGAUGGUGUGCAUAGGACAAUCGAUUUUUGCCAUAGGAGUAACAACCAAGAACUUUAUAGUAAUGGCCACGGGACGGCUUAUUUUUGGUAUUGGAGGCGAAAGUCUCGAAGUUGCAUCGGCAAGUAUCAUCACACAAUGGUUUGAAGGUCGCCUGACUGGAUUGGCAUUUGCUUUGGGAAUGAAUCUGGCUAGCGCUAGAUUAGCCACCGCUGUAAAUGCCAAUCUCAGCCCGUGGAUUGCUAACCGUGAUGGGGUCCAAGGAGCUGUCUGGGUUGGGCUUAGCGUCAGUUGUAUAAGUCUUUUAUGUGCUAUUGGAUUAGGGUAUAUUUGUCAUCGAAUGGAUAGGUUUACUCUCGACCACGGCAGCGAUUUAGACAUGUCUGUAGAAACUAUAACGAAUUCAAACGAUACGGCUGAAAAGACAACUAUAGAAAGUAAAGACCAGUCCAAACAGCCAGACGUGGUUGCAUUGCAUCCAACUCCACCAAAAAUCCAUAUUAAUACCUCAAUGACCACAGACGAUACCACCACUUACGAUGCAACCACAACUCUUGACGAUAUCAAUGAAGAUGGAUAUGAAAGCGAAGAGUAUGAUGAGGUGGACGAUCAGGUUCAUAUUGAGCACGUAUGGCGGUUUGGACCAUCCUUUUGGCUUUUGUUUCUAACUACCGUGUUCAUCUAUGGCUCAAUCCUACCCUUCUUUCAUGUGUGCACUGACUUCAUGUCUAUCCCAGAUAUAAUAUCAGCAAUAGGAUCACCUUUAUCAGGAAUCUUUAUUGACAACUUUGGUCAUAGAUCCACUCUCCUGCCUAUUUCCAUCAUCAUCAUCUUUAUAGCACACACUACCCUAGCAUAUUCAACCUUUACACCCAUCGCAGCAAUGACACUUAUGGGUAUUGCAUAUUCGUUUUUCGCAUCAUCCUUGUGGCCAUGUGUUCCGUUCUUGGUUGGUCAACACCAGAUUGCUACAGCAUAUGGGUUUCUCACAUCCGCACUAAACAUCUCGUUGUUUAUAUUUCCUUUGAUCCUUGCCAAGAUUCGAUCGGUUGGGGAUAGAGAUGAUUUUAUGGGCAUGCAAUGGUUUUUUAUGGGUUUAUGCGGAGUGGCCUUUAUAUCUAGUUUAGGGUUGGGCAUAUGGGAUUGGGUGUAUGGUCACGGAUCGUUGCAGCAACCCAGUAUUCAACCUAAACACAGCAAAGACAAGACCAUCUCUAGCCUUGAUGCUGGCGAAACUCAAGAUAAUAGCAUAUCAGACUCGGCAAAUACUCUUGACGACAGUGAAGCGGGUAUAAGCACAGUUCAAUCCAUCGCGCACACAACUGCUUCGUCAUUAUCAACACACAAUGUAGCCAAGCGAAGAUCCGCGUUGAUUGAAGCUCAGCCGCCAUCACCAACAAAAGUAUACAAAGCACAAGCAGUCGGCGUUGGGCUAGUCGUAUCUACCCCCUCCACAGUGGUGCAUCAUCACCAUCACGUACCAUAUGCUAGAUCUGCAAGAGCACGAUCACCUGAGAGAAGAGGGUCCUCGUCUGCAGUGGAUCCGACAUCACCAUCUACAACCAUGUUGGCCCAUACAAACUGCAAAUGCCACGAGUCCAAUGGAAUGUAUAUCCAAGAAGAAAUGGAUCCGUUUGAAUUUAUACAUGCGAGUGCAGUCAUAACAGAGAGAACACAAGACAGCGAGUCAGGAUCGUCACAGUCUGCAUCGCCAGUUAGGGGAAUGCAGACUGGCGAUCUAUUAUCUCCUUCGAAUGGAUAUAGGCUUCCUAGAUCCACCUCGCCAGUUCGGAGAACUCAUUUUACGUCGUCCAAGCUGUCGGAAUCAAGUGCUGAAUGUUGA
Batrachochytrium dendrobatidis JAM81 is the source of this 2100-nucleotide messenger RNA. RefSeq lists its product as uncharacterized. The coding region runs from base 1 to 2100 and encodes 699 amino acids. Lineage: Eukaryota; Fungi; Chytridiomycota; Chytridiomycetes; Rhizophydiales. Gene Ontology annotation, molecular function: transmembrane transporter activity. The record is from RefSeq and is a predicted model, not a curated record. Gene Ontology annotation, biological process: transmembrane transport. The transcript is spliced from 4 exons.